Seriola dumerili (greater amberjack) is the source of this 2663-nucleotide messenger RNA. RefSeq names its product zinc finger protein 64 homolog, isoforms 1 and 2-like. Gene Ontology annotation, biological process: regulation of transcription by RNA polymerase II. Lineage: Eukaryota; Metazoa; Chordata; Actinopteri; Carangiformes; Carangidae. Gene Ontology annotation, molecular function: RNA polymerase II cis-regulatory region sequence-specific DNA binding; DNA-binding transcription factor activity. The coding region runs from base 70 to 1347 and encodes 425 amino acids. The transcript has 4 exons. The record is from RefSeq and is a predicted model, not a curated record.
UUGUAAGCUCACCCAGCAAUUGUGCCGCGCUGUUUUCCACCGUAAUUCUCGGCGGCAGCGGAGUGUAACAUGUCCACAAACAUGCCGCCGGGCAGCCUGAACCUGGAGUCACAGCUUUUGUCCAUCAUGGACGUGCUGGUGAAAGCAGCGGUGGCGGAAAUCAGUCAGCUGUUCUCGGAGAGCUCGGCUUCUCUCCGCCUGCAUUUAACCCAGAGCCUGAAGGAAAACGAAGCCCUGAGGACGAGGAUGAAGGGGAUGAGGAGCGAGCUCUUCUCCCUCCGACUGCAGACCAGGACGAACCGGCCGGCGAGCCGCUUCUCUCCCAUCAGAGGAAAUGUACCCAAACCACGGGCUAAAUCACAAGUUGUCAUUAAGUCACGCGUGGAUCAAAAGGCUGCUGGAGAUGCUGUUUCUAUGUCUCUACAGUCAGAGAACAAGACUUCCUCCUCUGUCACUCAAGUGCAGUGCGCAGAUGUGGAGAGUCCAGAUGUCAUCCUGAUCAAAGAUGAAGACGACGCUGGAGUAUGCGGAGCAGUUGUUAGUCAGGAUGACUUUGGGAGCCACAGUACGCAGGGAGAUGUUGCCACAGGGACUCAGAAUUUAGAGCCUGCUGGUUCCUCCUGCCUGACAGGUGAUAAUGAGGGGCUGAGAAUCGUGAGUGUUCACGGCCGAGGAGAAGGGCCUCUGCAGGAGGAGAGCGACACUCUCUUCACUGCUUCUGAACUUCAGGCCUUUAGCUCUCUGUCUCCAGACCACAGCGUCGCCCAUGACAGUCUCCUUAAUUUCACCACGGGUGCUAAUGACAGAGCACCAAUGAGAGUGAUGCAGGACAACAGUGUCACACUGGUGAACAGUCAGCUGGAAAGAAAUCACUCCACUCAAAUGGCUUCAACCACAUUGAAUUCUGCAAUAAAAGCAAUAGCUGAUGGUCAAGUGGGGCACUCCAGUCAUAUCAGCCAGUUCGCCCAGCAGCAGAACGUCUUCCCUCACACUGUCAACAAAUCUCUGGAUUGCAGCUUCUGUGGCGAGCGCUUCCUCAGCCGAGAAGACCUGAUUGUUCACCGGGCGACGCACACUGGAGAGUCGCCCGUUCCAUGCUCCUUGUGCGGCAAGUCAUUCGUCAACAAGACCACGCUGAGCAUCCACAUGCGCAUUCACACAGGCGAGAAGCCGUACGCUUGUCCUCAGUGUGGAAAGCGCUUCACGCAGAACGGCAGCCUGAAGAUCCACCUUAGGACUCACUCCGGAGAGAAGCCGUACACCUGCAAUCAGUGCAACUCCAGCUUUAACAACCCCAGCAACCUGCGCAGACACAUGAUCACACACAGCAGUAACGGGGUGCUCUGACCAUGACUGAUCAAGAGAUUUAAAGGGUUUUAACAUGAGUUUUACAGUUUUUUAGAAUGUUAUUUCUACUGACACUUGUGCCACAAUGUAUAUUUUGGGGAAAGGUGUUUGUCAGGUGUACUUAAUAACCUUCAACUACAUGAGUGUAUAUCUUGACAACUUCCCACUAAAAUCAUUGGACUGUUGUGGUUCAAAAUAAGGACACAAACAUGCAUGACCUCUGUUCCGUUCUUUUUAAAUCUAGGAAAACCAGCAAUAGGAAAACAACCUUCAAAAAAUAAAAUGCCUUCUUUAUUUCCCUUCCUGCUCAGAGGACUGGCAGAGUGAAUUUAUAUACGGUUUGAAAAUUAGACAAACUUUGAUGCAUCAUAUCAGCUCAUGUCCAUCAUUUAAGAUGACAAUAUUUUAAUGCUAAUUGAGUAGUUUUUCUAUCAUGACUUUACCAACUCAUUACAUUUCAGCAUUAAAGCUGUUGCAAGUAUAUGUAUAGAUGCUGGCUAACAUGGACAGUGGCAUUGAAGUAAAAAGGAAACACACUUUUCUAUCUCUGUAAUUAGUUUUAUAUUGUGAUAUUGAUAUAUAUUGUGAUACAGUACAUUUUUUGGAAACUCAAGAAAGGGAGUUGAGAAACUGUUGAUUUAACAAAUAACCAAGCAGGAAUUAGUGUUGGGCUAAUUCAGUUCAUUAAAUGUCUUACAAAUGAAGAUGUCCACGUGAAGUUAUCGCAUUGAUACAACAGUCAUGUCGGUCCAAUUUCAGCAUAAAGCAGUUGUGCUCAUUGUUUUGGCCUCACUGGCCUUAUACAGAUGUUUGAGGGACUGGCAAUAUAAGGAAGAAUCCAGUUCUGAUACGGUGGAUGAAUUAUAAUUAUAUUACCAUAUGUACUGUCACAUCACCAAACCACUUUUACAAUAGAAAAUGUUAAACAAGUGCUAAUGUAAAGUGCUGAAGUGUUUUAAACAGUUUUAAAAAGUUUGCAAAGCUACAAGCAGUUAAAUCUCUUCACUCUCAGAUACACUGACUAUACCCCUCACUUCAGUCAGAACAUUAUGACUAACUGGGAAUUUAAAAUGUGUGGCUUGUCUGAUAGUGAUCUCCAUACCUGUGAAAAGGAGAUGGCCAUUUUUCCUCCUCCAUUUUUGUGUGUAGGUUUCAUUUCAAAACAAACUACCUCCACUGUUGACUCUGUUGAAACUCUCUUUUCCCUCUUUUUAUACUGUCAGAUAGUUUUAGACUGGGCAAUAAUCAUUUUAGUGUGGAUUCUUUGUGUGGAUUUGUAGUCUGGAUAUGCAAUUCUGAAUAAAUAUUGAUUUUUU